Synchiropus splendidus (mandarinfish) is the source of this 2399-nucleotide messenger RNA. It is a transcript of the gene ftcd, whose product is annotated as formimidoyltransferase cyclodeaminase. NCBI's taxonomy places the organism in Eukaryota, Metazoa, Chordata, Actinopteri, Syngnathiformes, Callionymidae. Bases 134 to 1762 code for a protein of 542 amino acids. Gene Ontology annotation, molecular function: transferase activity; folic acid binding. The record is from RefSeq and is a predicted model, not a curated record. The transcript is spliced from 13 exons.
UUUCAUCAUUUAAAUCACGUGAACGCUAACCCUCAAUCCACAAAGGGGGCGUCUCCUACGGCAACGGUCUGAGCCUGUUAAUAAUUCAGCCUUGUGUCUGCAUGUGUUCUGAGAGUGAUUGUCAGACUUUCUAAUGGCUCAGCUGGUUGAGUGUGUUCCCAACUUCUCGGAGGGAAGAAACAAGGAGGUAAUCGAUGCCAUUGCCGCGGCCAUAUCCGGUACGCCCGGCUGCACGCUGCUGGAUGUCGACGCUGGUGCCUCCACCAACCGCACCGUCUACACAUUUGUGGGCUCUCCUGAGUCAGUAGUGAAGGGAGCACUAAAUGCGGCUCAGUGCGCUUCCAAGGUCAUCGACAUGACCAAACACUCAGGUGAGCACCCUCGAUCCGGCGCUCUGGACGUGUGUCCAUUCAUUCCAGUCCAGAACGUCUCCAUGGACGACUGCGUCAGGUGUGCAGAGGAAUUUGGGCAAAAGCUAGCAGACCUUCUCAACGUGCCUGUUUAUCUGUACGGUGAAGCUGCUCGGCACCAGAGUCGGAGGAGCCUUCCAGCAGUGAGGGCUGGAGAGUAUGAGGCCCUGCCUGACAAGUUAAAACUUAAGGAAUGGGCUCCAGAGUUCGGCCCAGCUACCUUUGUGCCAGCCUGGGGUGCUACUGUGACCGGCGCCAGAAAAUUCCUGAUUGCUUACAAUGUGAACUUGAUCAGUACCAAAGAGCAAGCCCAUCGUAUCGCACUUGACAUCCGAGAGCAGGGUCGAGGCAAGGACCAGCCAGGGGUUUUGAAAAAAGUGCAAGGUCUUGGCUGGUUCCUGGAGGAAGAAAACCUAGCCCAGGUGUCAACCAAUAUACUGGACUACGAGCAGACCCCGCUGCACACUGUGUACGAGGAGGUGUGCAAGGUGGCCCAGGAACUCAAGCUGCCAGUUGUGGGGUCCCAGAUUGUGGGGCUGAUCCCACUGCAAGCGGUAUUGGAUGCAGCCGAGUUUUACAUCAGCAGAGACAAGCUGUUCAUCCUGGAGGAGGAGCACAAAGUGAGACUGGUGAUCAGUAAACUUGGUUUGGACUCCCUUGGACCGUUCAAACCAGCCGAGCGAAUCAUUGAGUACAUGGUGAGGUCGGACGAGGGCAGCUUGGUAUCCCUCACUCUGAAUCAGUUUGUGGCCAGUGUUGGAGCACGAACAGCAGCACCUGGUGGAGGAUCAGUGUCUGCAGCUGUUGGAGCUCUGGGAGCCGCUUUGGGGGCCAUGGUGGGACAGAUGACGUAUGGUCGAAGGCAGUUCCAGGAAAUGGACUCCCUUAUGAGACGGCUCAUCCCACCCUUUCACCAGGCAAGCCUUGAGCUCCUGGAACUGGUCGACCAAGACGCCUCGGCUUUCAACACCUACAUGGCUGCGUUGAAACUUCCAAAGGGUUCAGAAGAAGAAAGAAUACGGAGGGAGGCGGCCCUGCAGGAGGGUUUGCAGAAAGCCGUCGGGGUCCCGCUCUCUUUGGCUGAAAGAAUCAGUGUUCUCUGGCCUUCACUGAAGGAACUUGUCGUUCACGGUAACAUCAACUGCAAGUCCGAUGCCCAGGUUGCAGCGAAGACUCUUGAGGCUGCAGUGUUUGGUGCCUAUUACAACGUCAUCACGAACCUGAAGGACAUCACUGAUGAGAACUUCAAGACCGCAGUGACUAUUUUACACACACACACACACACACACAAACACGUACACACACACGCAUGUUGGUAUCUCUGCCUUGGUGAGGACCUUUCAUUGACAUAAUGCUUUCCCCAACCUCUCACCCUUAACCUAACCAUCCAAAACACAUGGCUAUAUCUUAACCAGAACUCUGAACCCAACUUGCAGCCAUUUGUAAUGACCACAUUAAGCCUUUACCUUGUUGUGUCCAGCAAAAGGGCCCCACAAGGAGGUGUUUUGGGCUUGGACCUCACUAGGAUAGAUAUACUUAACACACACACACACAUACAGCCAUGUUUGUUUUGCUAUUAUUGUGCCAUAAUGCUUUCCCCAGCCUCUCACCUUUAACUUAACCCUCCAAAACACAUGGCUAAACUUAACCAGGACUCUGUACCAAAACUGAGCCCAAUUAUAAUAAACUGCUAUUGCUGAGGUUGUAACCCUCUAAACGUAGUGAGGACAUGCCAGAAUGUCCUCAUAUAACAAAAUGUCCUCACAAGAAGGCUUGUCAAGAACUGGUACUCACAAGUAUGGCAAAACAUGCCCCCCACACACACACAUUCAAAGAAAGGAAUGCUGACUCUAACUCUUUCACAGACUCAAGUGAGGGCGCGACAGCUCCUGAAGGAGGCAGAGUCAAGUGCUGCGGCUGUGCUUGCAACCGCCGAGGGAAGAUGCUGACCAGUCCGUCCAUGUAUUUUCAUUUUCUUGUUGGACCCAA